AUGCGCUUCUCACUAUUGCUCAGCGUCCUAGGCGCUGCAGCUGUCGAGAUUCCUGCCCAGAAAGGCGAUGAUAGAUUAUAUCGCAGGAGCGAAUCCGCACCCAUACAGCCUGCUGCUGCUGCUGCUGCUGCGAACACCGCAGCACCGGUCCAAGAUGGUUAUGUCGUCAAUUCUCCUGUAGUUCAGACAUACGGAGCUGAUACCGAGCCGGAAACAUCACUGGCACAGGCACCUCAAGUCACCCAGUCUGUUUCGAACGAAGAGGACGAGAAGAAAGAUGAGAAGAAGCAGGAAAACACCAGUGUUGCUGUGCCCGACUCAAAUGAUGCGGCAACCGAAACGAGUCCAAAGAUGGUUUACAACAUUGAAUGUUCAUGCCAUCAACCCGCACCUCAACCGACUAUCACCGGAGGAUAUUCUGUUGAUCCUCCAGUUCAAAUCACGACGAGUCAGCCUCCAGCGGUCUCUAUUACGGGAGGAUAUUCUGUUGAUCCACCAAGUUCAACAACCCCAAUCCCCGAGCCUGUGCCCACGACUACCGAGAGUGUAGUGCCCUACCCUCCGCCGAGCUAUACAUAUGGGCCUCCUCUUCAACCUCCAACUACAACCAGCGCGGUCCCUACGUUGCCUGAUACAACUACCGAGACACCAUUACCUCCUACUACUGAAACACCACUGCCUCCUACUACCGAAACACCGCUACCUCCUACUACCACAAGCCCGCCCCCUACCGAUACUGACUGCUCUCCCGGCUAUCCUGUUACCGUCACCAAGACAGAGACAGUCACUUCCAAGAUUGUUGAAACUGUCGUCUCCACCAAAACUGUCGUUCGGAAGUAUACUUCAACUGUUACUUCCAAGAUCGUGGAGACUGUCACCGAGACACAAAGUGUAGAAACGGUGACCGAAACUCAGACUGCAGUAACAAUUACCGAGACCCAAACCGCAGAAACGGUAACAGAAACCCAAACCGCAGUUACGGUGACCGAAACGCAGUCUGCAGAAACUGUAACGGAAACUCAGACUGCAUCAGUAGUGACCGAGACGGUCACUCAGACGGUAAUUGAGGGCACCACCUUGGUGCAGACUCAGCCUGGAACGACAUAUGUGGAGACACUACCAGGAACUACCGUGAUUCGAACUGAACCAGGAGAGACGAUUAUACAGACUCUACCUCCAGUCACCAUCACGGAGCCAGGAGUCACAAUCACCGAAGAUGGAGAUACAGUUACGGUACCUGGUCCUACAGUUACCGAGGCAGGAACAACUAUCACUGAACCUGGAACUACUGUAACGCUGCCCCAGGAGACUGUCACUGAGGCUGGAACAACUAUUACUCUACCUGAAAAGACUGUGACAGAGCCUGGAAGCACCGUGACUGAAGCUGGAACCACUGUUACCCUUCCCGAAGUCACGGUCACUAGACCUGGAAGCACGGUAACGGAAGCUGGAGCAACUGUAACUCUACCUGAACAGACUGUUACAGAACCUGGUAGCACUGUCACCGAAGCUGGAACAACCGUUACUGAGGCUGGCACAACUAUCACCAGGCCUGGACUCACGGUCACUGGUACUGUCACCGUUCCUGGAAGCAGGAUCACAGUUACUGAGACCGGAGAGGAUGAGACUGUUACCGUUCCCAAGACUAUCAUCCAGGCUGGCGAAGACAGAACUGUGGUGAGAACUGUUACUCUUCCAGGCCAGGAAACCAUCGUGACAGUGUCUGGCGAGGAGCAAACCAUCACAGUUCCCGGAGAGCGCACUGUCGUGACUGUGCCCGGAGAACAGGCUACCGUAACGGUCGAGUCAGUUGUUACUGAGCGACUUCCUGCAGAGACGGUGACCCUCACCAAAGAUGGAGAAACUGUUGUAACAGUGGUCCCCGGCCCAACAACUGUCUACACUACUACCUUGACCAUCGGCCAGACUGUGCAACUUCCUCCAACCACAGUUACUGCCACUCCCGGGCGCAUCACUCUGUGCCCCAAGCCUACUGGUAGAUCUGCACCGCUCGACCCUGAUUCGGACCUCACAUUUGGCUGCAAGCCCGGAUACGUCUGCAACCCUCCUAAGCCAUCCUGGUGCAACUUCUGGUCCGAGCCACCUUCCAAAGACUAUCUGUGUGAGCCCCAGUACUGUAUCAAGGCCCCGAAGCUCAAGAAGCCCAAGUGGCGUAAGAACGAGACCGAUUACUAUCCACGAGCUCCUGGAUACUUCGAUCUUAACCCUGAGGCUUUCGGUCUUUCUUACGAUAUCUUCGAGAAGCAAGUCUACGAGAAGGUUGUCAGUGGCGAGCUCACAACCUUCACGACUGGUAACUGGGCCUCUCAGACAACCUUGAGUGACUGGCCUGAUGCCACUACCUCCAUGGCAGAGAACUAUGACAACGUUCCUAGCAACAACCAGCCACGUGGACUGCACCUGCUGGAAACUAGAGACGUCACUCCGGCCAUUUGCUUCGAUGACUGUAACGGUGCUUUCAAAAUUGCUCAAUCUGUUGGAAAGUCAGACAGACUUUGCAACGACGGUUCCUCAUUCCGUAAAAGCUACGGCGUGUGUCGAGAGUGUAUUGGUGAUAACACCGAGGAGACCAAGCAAACCGAGCGAGACUACGUCGUGCCUCAGUUCCAGCAGUUCACCGAAUACUGUGAUGGCAGGGAUACUACAAGUGCCACUACAGCCGCAUCUGGCCCCGAAUCCCAGGUCACUGGAACUCCCGACGUGGAGACCAAAACUCAGGUCGAGGCUACCUCAGGUGGAUUUGCUCCCAUCACCACGGAAGACGACUCUGAGUCCGAGACACGCAGUGCCGACUCUGAUUCUCAGUCGACCGAUGAAGCUGCCAAGCCUACUUCUGCAGAAGAAGAGAACACCACAGAUCGACCUGAGCCUACUUCCAAUGUCCGUGCCACUACAAAGGAAUCCGAACCUGUUACCACAGAAGAGUCUGAGCCUAUCACCACAGAAGAGUCUGAGCCUGUCUCCACAGACGAAGCUGAGCCUAGUUUGACCGCCGAUGGAUCGUCUUCAGAUAGAUCGCAACCAACCACAUCUGGAGCUGCUGCCGAAGAGACAGCCGAGACAACUGGAAGCCCCGAAGCAACGGAGACUGAAACAGCAGCUGAUGAGGUAUCAACCGACGGGUCUGAAAACUCUGCAGCUGGUGAGUCCACCACUUUGCCUUUUACUACCAAGAAUGUCGUGACUGUCACAUCCACGCGUGAGGACUCUUCUGAGACUGAUGUCGUUUCUACCAUCACAGAAACAGGUUCAAGAACUGCUCAGACCAAGGGCGUCGAGACAGACUCUGCAAAGACUGAUUCAGACGAAGCUACUGCAACAGAGGCCGCCACUGGAACAGAUACUGUCACUGAUGCAGAGUCUGCUACUGAGACCGACGGUUCCAGUGCAACUGAGACAGAUGAUUCCGAGACUGCCUCAGAGACGGACAGUUCUGGAGACGUCACUGAGACCACGAUCACAGCCACCCGCUCUGGUAAGGCUGAUGCCACCGAAACCGAGACAGAAUCGGGAGCUGCCGCAACAGAAUCCUCAGAAACAGAGACUCCUGAUGAUUCUACUGCUUCAAGCGAGACCCGCUCACGACUCGAGACACGUACUUCAACUGGCACCGCCGACGAGACAGCAGCACCUUCAACUGUCGAAGCUGCUGCCUCUCGCUUGACAGCCAGCUUUGCUACUUUCAUCGCUCUUCUGUCGAUGCUAGUGAUCCUCAUUUAA
This is a messenger RNA of Fusarium coffeatum, 3741 nucleotides long. RefSeq lists its product as uncharacterized. The coding region runs from base 1 to 3741 and encodes 1246 amino acids. The transcript is spliced from 2 exons. The record is from RefSeq and is a predicted model, not a curated record. NCBI's taxonomy places the organism in Eukaryota, Fungi, Ascomycota, Sordariomycetes, Hypocreales, Nectriaceae.